AUGGCGUCAACUGUAGUACCAAAUAUGAGUUUCUAUGCCUACACUUCACCUAACAAAAUUUCCAGUGUCAAAUUGCAACCAUUGUCAAGCACAAGGCAUAGAACUUUCUGCAACAAUGUAAAGGCUAAGGCAGGAGGUGAAGCAAGUUUGCAGAACCAGCAGCAGCAAUUGCAGCCAAAGAUGAAGGUGCUACAAGCUUCACCUAAAGUGCUGUUGAACCAAUCUCCAGUAGCAAGGACUGUGCAGCAAAUGAUGGACACAAUGGAGAGGAUGGUGGAGGAUCCCUCGGUUUAUGGUAGCACUUCACCUUGGAUAGUUGCAGGAGAUGAUGAAUACAGUAAGGGAAAGAUUCCUUGGGCAAUAAAGGAAGGUCAGAAAGAUUACAGAAUGAGAUUCAACAUGCCAGGAAUGAACAAGAACGAUGUCAAGGUAUGGGUAGAAGAGAACAUGCUGGUGGUGAAGGCCGAGAAGACACUCAAAGAGCACCAUGAGGGUCAAGCAAACAGUAAUGAAGAAUCAAGUACAGAACAUGAAGAAGAUUGGCCUGCCAAUAGCUAUGGUAGAUAUAACCACAGGAUAGCCCUCCCAGAAAACAUUGAGUUUGAUAAAAUUAAGGCACAGGUCAAAGAUGGAAUUCUUCAUGUAACAAUUCCCAAAGCCAACACCUCUGCAAAAAAAAUUAAUAUUGAUGUACAGUAA
This is a messenger RNA of Sphenostylis stenocarpa, 699 nucleotides long. The record is from the annotation of a GenBank genome assembly. NCBI's taxonomy places the organism in Eukaryota, Viridiplantae, Streptophyta, Magnoliopsida, Fabales, Fabaceae.